This is a messenger RNA of Diaporthe batatas, 2620 nucleotides long. RefSeq lists its product as uncharacterized. Gene Ontology annotation, molecular function: transmembrane transporter activity. The transcript is spliced from 4 exons. Gene Ontology annotation, cellular component: membrane. Gene Ontology annotation, biological process: transmembrane transport. Bases 291 to 2435 code for a protein of 714 amino acids. Lineage: Eukaryota; Fungi; Ascomycota; Sordariomycetes; Diaporthales; Diaporthaceae. The record is from RefSeq and is a predicted model, not a curated record.
CACAAGACCGUGUUUCCCACCCGCCAGAAAGUGCUGACACGACUGGGGACCAUUGGGCGCUUACCCGGACUGGGCGACUUGAUCAACUUGAUCCAGAUGAAUUGGUUACACGACCGGGACUGACAAGGCUCCUGUGGGGUCUCAUAAAGCGGCGAUCCGGCUGAAAAGUGCUGUACCCGGAACAGAGGUUCUCACAGAUGAAGCGCCCUCACAGGUGCAGAGCCAACUGUACCUACGUCGAAGACCACACUCAUCCCGGGUUCGAGUAACCAACCGCCUCUGCUGACAAGAUGCUCGACGGCAUCAAGGCCGAGCAGAGCUCGAGGAUCUCCCGGCUCAGACUGCCGGACCCCAUGAGGCAGGCCGAUGUCCACCCGGACGUCGGCCACAUCACCGACCGAAAUGAGCGUGAGACAGCCAUUCUGCGCAUCCUCGACUCCAUCGGCUUCAACUGGCCCGUCUUCUGCGCCGUCGCCAUCGGCUUCCUGGCGUCCUCGUACAGCCUCUUCGCCACCAACUUUGUCACCCCGGCCCUGCUCUACGUGUACCCGCCCGGAGAACAGGGGCUCAGCCACGUCGAGGUCGGGGAGAUGCUGGACCUGACGACACUGAGCGCCACGCUGUUCGGCAUGGUCGUGUUUGGCUAUCUGGCCGACAGGGGCGGGCGGAAGAGGCUCUAUGGCUGGGAGCUUAUCAUCCUGAUCCUUUCCACCGUCGGCCUGGUCUUGUCUUCGCAGGGUUUCAUGCAGGCGGAAGCGGAUGCAGAGGGGGUCCCGACGUCUUCGAUGAACAUAUAUGCUUCAAUCAUCUUUUUUCGCUGCCUGCUCGGCUUCGGUAUAGGUGCGGAGUAUCCAGUUUCGGCUGUUAUAGCAGCCGAGUUCGCGUCCACGGAUACACGAGCGGUUAUGAUGGCCGCCAUAUUCCUCAUGCAGAGCAUCGGUCGUCUGAUGGCCGUGGGAAUCGGCCUUGGCUCGCUGCAGAGCCUCAUGCAGCACUACCAUCUUGGCGUGGACGAGCCGGAUGAGGCCAAGGCCAAGAUUGUUAUUGACAUUGUCUGGCGAAUCGUGAUAGGAAUGGGUGGCGUCCUUGCGCUGAUCGCUGUCGGCCUCCGUCUCAUCAUACCCGAGUCCCCCAGAUACUUCUCUGGUAUCAUGAAGGACCUCAGAAAAGCUGCUCUUGCUGUUCAACAGGUUGGAGGUAAAUUAGGAGACGACCAAGGAUCAGAAAUAUCUGUCUCGUCGGGUGCGCGCCAUCGGUCCCACAAGGAUCAGGACCCAACGCCGUGGUUUCGAGCGGCCCGCAAGUAUCUGAGGGAAGGAGGCUGGAAACCUUUGGCAGGGAUGUCGACAAUAUGGCUGUUGCUGGAUGUGUGCUUCUAUGGGACGAGCCUCGACAGCCCCAGGACGCUCAACACACUGUGGCUGGAUAAGCCCGCCUCCACCGAGAUGCUGGAUAUCUGGAACGCCGACCCGGGCUCACCGCACGCCACCAUCCAGCGGACCCUGGACAACAACGCCGUCCGAACACUGAUACUCUCAUCCAUAUCUUCGCUCGCCGGAAGCAUCGUCGCCCUCCCAGUAGUCCACUUUGCAAACCGCAAGCGGCUCCUGGUGGGGACGUCCCUGAGCCUCACGCUGCUCUUCAUCGCCACGGGCGCCGGCGCGGUGAGGACGUACGCGACGCCGGACCACGAGGUCGGCAUGGUCUUCUUCGCGCUGGCGCAGUUCAUGUUCAACGUCGGGCCCAACACCCUGACGUUCAUCAUGGCCGCCGAGAUCUACCCCACCGUCUUCCGGGGGACCUUUUACGGCGUCUCGGCCGCGGCCGGCAAGCUCGGCGCCAUAAUCAUCAGGGCUGUCGUGGCGGGCGCGGGCGCGGGCGACGGUGGCGGCAACAACAGGCGGCUUGUCGCGUACCUGUUUUCCUUUAGUGCUGUCAUGCUGGUCCUGGCGGUCGUCGCCGUCCUCCCCGGGGCGCUCCCGGAGGUCCAGAGGGACACCAGGAGAUCUACCGCCCGGACCUCCUCGUCGUCGGGUCUCUCCCUGGAGGCUGCUGCAGCUGAUGAUGAUGUGUCGGAUGAUAACCACCCGGCCUCGGGGCAUUGGUGGAACAAGGUUGUGCCGGGGCGGUGGAGGAGCCUGGCGCUCGAGGACAUUGCCCGGUACCCCCUGCCGCACGACGAGCUCGCGCUGCGGCGGGAAGAGACCCCGCCGCGGGGGGGAAGGGAAGGGGAGGAGGGAUUUCUGCCGGCGGGCGGGCGUGUUGUUGUUGUUGGGACGAUUGACACGCGGGGCCCAGAUUUCUCGUCGUUUCCUGCGGACUUUACGGAUGCGCGGGCGGGCGUGGGGGAUGAUGACGCGAGGGGGUUUGAGACUGAAGUCGCGCGGCGCUUCUCUUCUCCUGUCCCGCCCGGUGUGAGCCCGUCGGGGAAGUGAGCUGUUAAGUUGGGUUGGUUUUUGUUUGCCUGGCCUGCUUCAGCAAGGAUGUAGAUUUGGUAUCUGGUAAUUAUCUGUUGUAUCCAUAGCACUGGCGUGGCUUGUCCGGGAUCUCCUUUUUCCUUGGCGCUCGUAGCUGUCAAUCGAGAGUACGCACAGCUCUCAUACAGUACCUUUUACAAGAA